CAGCAGCAUGACGGGCGCAGCGAGCGGGCAGACGGACGGGAGCUGCAAGAUGAAGGGCGUUGCGAGAAGGCAGCAGCGGCGGCAGCGGCGCAGCAGUAGAGUGGGCACAGCGCCGCUGCGUUUCACACGGCAAGCCGGACUCCGGCCCUGGGCGCAGUCAGCCUCAUCAGCCAGCUCUUGCCUCUCACCACCACAGCCGCAAGCACGCAACAUGGCAUCGCAGACAUCAAGCAGCAGCCGCGGCGCCGAGCGUCUCGCACAGCCGCUCACGCUGCCCUGCGGCCGCACGGCGCCCAACCGCCUGGCCAAGGCGCCGAUGGAGGAGAUGCUGGGCCACUUUGGCGGCAGUGCGCCGACGCCCGCCAUCCUGCGUCUCUACCGGCACUGGGCCAAGGGCGGCUGGGGCAUCGUCAUCACGGGCAACGUCGCCAUCGACUCGACGCACCUCGGCAUGCCGUUCGACAUGACGCUGCCGCCGCCGCCGCACCGCUCGCCCGCGCUGCUCGAGGCCUUCCGCGCCUACGCCGACGCCGCCUCGGGGCGCGACUGCGGCGUGCCGGCCGAGCGGCGCCCGCUCGUCGUCGUGCAGCUCGUGCACGCCGGGCGCCAGUCGAUGCGCGGCGCCGGCCGUGCGCCGUGGCGGCCGUCGCUGGGGCCGUCGCCCGUGCCCAUGGCGCCCUCGGCGGACCUCGGCGCCGUCGGCAAGGCGCUCGACUGGGCGCUGUUCGGGCCCGUGCAGGAGCUGAGCAUCGCGCAGAUCGAGGACCUCGUCGACCGCUUCGCCUCGGCCGCCGAGCUCUGCGCCAAGGCCGGCUUCGACGGCGUCGAGAUCCACGGCAGCCACGGCUACCAGCUGGCAGCGUUCCUCAGCCCCAAGACGAACCUGCGCACGGACAAGUACGGCGGCGAUGCGCGCGGCCGGGCGCGCCUGCUCAUGGAGAUUGUCGAGGAGACGCGCAAGCGCGUGCCCAAGGACUUUGCGCUCGGCGUCAAGCUCAACUCGGCAGACUAUGUGCAGGGAGGCUUGACGGAGGAGGAUGCGCUGCAGAACGUGCAGUGGCUCGCCGAGCAGGGCGGCGUCGACUUUGUCGAGAUUAGCGGCGGCAACUAUGAGAACCCAUCGUUCAUGACCGAGGGCUUCGACGCCGACGCCGAGCUGCGCAAGCUCGCCGGCGACACGACCGUCUCUGCGCCGGCGCGCGUCCAGGAGGCGUCUGCGGGCGGCAAGAAGCCGAGCGCACGCAGCCAGGCGCGCGAGGCCUUCUUCCAGUCCUUCGCCAAGCGCUGCCGCGAGUCGCUGCCCGCGGACAGCAAGAUGAAGCUCAUCCUCACUGGCGGCCUGCGCACGCGCGGCGGCAUGGCCGGCGCGCUCGAGGGCAGCAACGUGGACGCCGUGGGCAUUGGCCGCAUGGCGGCCGUCUACCCGGACCUGCCGCUCACCGUGCUGGACACGAGCGUGCCGGACGACAGCGCGCAGGCCAGUCCGCCGCCGUACAAGAUCAAGGGCGCUGGCGUACUCGGCAAGCUGCCGCUCAAGAUGGUCGGCGCAGGAUGGGGCACCCUCUGGCACAACGGCGCGAUGACCUACCUGGCGCAAGACAAGCCCGUCAACGUCAACGCCGGACCGCUGCGCACCGUCGCCGGCAUCCUGGCGCCGAGUCUGUUCAACAGCCGCGUCCACGCCGCCAUCAUCGCCCUCCUCGUGGCCCUCCUGGCCUUCUUGCCGGGAAUUGCGCGCCCGAAGACGGCCUAGAGCCGACCUGUGCCUAUCUGCCACGUCUAAUGCACCGCAUGCGCUGCGAGUGCACGCGCGCGGAGCCUGAGCGUCGGGAAAGCGUGUGAUUGAGGCAGGGUAAGAGCACGGGCAAGGAGGGGUAUGAGUGUUGUAUGGGAGAGCAGGGAGAGCAAGAAGCUAGCGCAGCUUGGCGAAGGGGUCGAGCGUCGAGGAGGCCGCGGCGCGCGACUCGAGCUGGCUCUUGGACGGCGUGUUGAGGUCCCAGAAGCGCAG
Molecule: messenger RNA, 2008 nt
Organism: Tilletiopsis washingtonensis
Lineage: Eukaryota; Fungi; Basidiomycota; Exobasidiomycetes; Entylomatales
Product: FMN-linked oxidoreductase
Exons: 5
Coding region: 212-1753 (513 amino acids)
Molecular function (GO): FMN binding; oxidoreductase activity
Source: RefSeq, a predicted model, not a curated record